GAUCAGUACAUCCCACUAUGCUUUGCGAUGGUCUGACAAGUGGAUCCAAGAUGGCGUAGAAAGUAAAGCUAGACGUUUUGUCCCUGAGUCAUGGCGGACAGGAGAGCGGAGAAGUCAUGUGAAGAAGCCAGCAGAUCGUUAGCCAGGCGGGAGUACGAGGCGGCAGUCAGCCACAGCACGGACGCCCUGGUGGUCCUUGCGCCGCAAGCCCCACCCUCCGGUGCCCCCGUCCCACCGAGCUCCCCGUCCCUCGGCGCUGCUGCCGGACCCCUUCGCAGCCGAGCCCUGCUCUAUCGAAUUUCUGCCUUCUUGCAGCUGAAAAACUAUGACGAAGCAGAUGAAGACUGCAAACAUGUCCUUGCGGAGGAGAUUGCCAGAGGUGAUGGGUCGCUACAGGCCAGCUUGCGCUUCAUGCUGUUGGAUGGCAGCCUGCAGGAGGUGGCCAGCAUCCUCUCUAAAGCCCUGUAUGGGGAGCCAAUGAAUGGCAUUGUCGCAAAAGACCUCACCAGAUUAAAAAUGCUCUUCUCGGAGAUCGAGUCGAUAAAUAGGGAGAUGGCACCUGAAUACACAGAAGAACAGGAGGAAGAGUUCCAAGAUGGCUGGCAAUUCCGUCCUCCCCCCCGAGGCGUCACCAGCAGUGAGGAGUACACCCUCUGUAAAAGGUACUUGGAACAAGGUCUGUGUCGGUACGGGGCCCAGUGUACGUCGGCCCAUUCUCAGGAGGAGCUGAUGGAGUGGCAGAAGCGCUACGCGUCACGCCUCAUCCGCCUCAAACAGCAGCAGGAGAGCAAACACUUCACCGAGAGCUACAUGGAGACCCUGAUAGAGAAGUGGAUGAACUCCCUCUCCCCAGAGAAAGUGCUAAGUGACUAUUUAGAAGGAGUGAAUGUAGAAACCAGCUCCAGCCUCUCUGUGACGGUCACCACCAAAAAAUCUGCACACUCGUGGACCUUCUCCUUCUUGUGCAAGCCGCCUAGAAAGCUGUUCCGCAUCGCCCUGCUCUAUGAUGCGCACCGACCCCACUUCUUCAUCACAGGUGUGUCACCCGGGGAGCGACUGCAAGCUCUCCCCAACGGUUGCCAAGAGUGGACUCCAGGAGAGGAGACCGCAGCAGACAACGGCCUUGACCACUGUGUGUACAACGUAGCCGUGGGCUUCAGCACGGAAAUAUUUGGGACCUUCCGACAGACCGUUGUUUUUGACUUUGGCUCGGAGCCUGUGCUGAUGAAGCGGAUCAUGGUGGAUGCGGCCUCCAUUGAAGACUUGGAACACCUGAUGGCAGCCAGGCAGCAACUCUUGAUCACCGCAAAGCGCUGGGACCCUUCCUGCAAGACCAUCGUGGAAUUCUGUCCAAAUGAAACAAUGGCUGACCUGGAGCGCAGCCUCCUUUCUCGCUAUCAGAUCCCUCUGUCGGCAGAUCAGCUUUUUACUCAGUCAGUCCUGGACAAGACUCUGACCAAAGACAACUACCAGGCCCGGCUACAUGACCUGCUCUACAUAGAAGAGAUUGCUCAAUACAAGGAAGUUAGCAAGUUUAACAUCAAAGUGAAUCUCCAGCUCGUCACCAGCUUCAUGUUGACAGGCAUCUCUGUCGGAGCCAAGUAUGCCCAGAACGGACAGCUCUUUGCACGCUUCAAACUCACUGAAACACUGUCUGAGGACACAUUGGCUGGACGGCUAGUGAUGACCAAGGUGAAUUCAGUCCUAGUGCUGCCAUUUGGCCGUGAAGGGGUCAGCAAUCAUCCGCCUCCCGGGGUCAAAGAGCGUGUUUACGAGGCUGUAAUUGAGGAGAAGACGAAGGACUACAUCUUCCUGAGGAUCUGCAAGAACUGCUGUGAUGAGCUAGGGCUUCUGCCCGACAGGGAACUACAGGUGGAGCUCCAGUUCCAGCUGAACAGACUGCCACUCUGUGAGAUGCAUUACGCUCUGGAUCGCAUCAAAGAUAAUGGCAUCCUUUUCCCUGACAUUGGACUGGUCCCCACCAUCCCCUGGAGCCCCAACCGGCAGUGGGACGAGCAGCUGGAUCCCCGUCUGAAUGCCAAGCAGAAAGAGGCCAUCCUGGCCAUCACCACGCCCGUCUCUAUCCCCCUGCCCCCGAUCCUCAUCAUCGGGCCCUACGGCACCGGCAAGACCUUCACGCUGGCGCAGGCUGUCAAGCACAUCCUGCGCCAGGACACCAGCAGGGUGCUGAUCUGCACACACUCCAACAGUGCAGCCGACCUUUACAUUAAGGACUACCUUCAUCCUUACGUCGAAGCAGGCAACGCGCAUGCCAGACCUCUCAGGGUAUACUUCAGGAACCGCUGGGUGAAGACGGUUCACCCGGUGGUCCAGCAGUACUGUCUCAUCUCCAACACACACAUCAAUUUCAAGAUGCCCACAAGGGAGGACGUCCUCAGGCACCGCGUGGUGGUAGUCACACUCAGCACCUCUCAAUACCUCUGCCAGCUUGACUUGGAGCCCGGGCUGUUCUCUCAUAUCCUCUUGGAUGAAGCGGCCCAGGCCAUGGAGUGUGAAACCAUCAUGCCUUUUGCUCUAGCUAGCAAGCACACCCGCAUCGUGCUGGCUGGAGACCAUAUGCAGCUCAGUCCGUUUGUGUACAGCGAAUUUGCGCGUGAGCGUAACCUGCAUGUGUCACUGCUGGACCGGCUGUAUGAGCACUACCCCCCCGAAUACCCUUGUCGCAUCCUCCUCUGCGAGAACUACCGCUCUCACGAAGCUAUCAUCAGUUACACGUCAGAAUUAUUUUAUGAUGGGAAGUUGAUGGCAAGUGGGAAGCAGCCCUCCCACAAGGACUUCUACCCUCUGACCUUCUUCACAGCCAGAGGAGAAGAUGUCCAGGAGAAGAACAGUACUGCCUAUUACAACAAUGCAGAGGUAUUCGAAAUUGUUGAGCGGGUGGAAGAGUUGCGCAAGAAGUGGCCAGUGUCCUGGGGUAAACUGGACGACAGCAGCAUUGGAGUCGUGUCACCUUACGCCGACCAGGUGUUCCGCAUUCGUGCUGAGCUCCGAAAGAAGAGAAUGCAUGAGAUUAGUGUGGAAAGAGUGCUGAAUGUCCAAGGCAAACAGUUUCGGGUGCUGUUCCUCAGCACGGUGCGGACGCGGCACACCUGCAAACACAAGCAGACGGCCAUCAAACGUAAAGAGCAGCUAGUCGAGGACUCGACAGAGGACCUCGACUAUGGAUUCCUCUCCAACUACAAGCUGCUCAACACGGCCAUCACCAGAGCGCAGUCCCUGGUUGCAGUUGUGGGGGACCCCAUUGCGCUCUGUUCUGUUGGGCGCUGCAGAAAAUUCUGGGAGCACUUUAUCUCCAUCUGCCACGAAAACGCAAGUCUCCAUGGCAUCACCUUUGAGCAGAUCAAGUCUCAGCUGGAGGCCCUGGAACUCAAGAAGACCUACGUCCUCAAUCCAUUGGCCCCAGAGUUCAUCCCUCGUGCCCUCAGGCCGCAGCAAGGCCACCACUCUUCAUCGCAGGCCCUCCACCCCCACCAUCAUCCACAUCCUCAGCAUGCUCAGGCCCCCUCUAACAAGCAGGGUCCGCAGCUCCAGCAGCAGCAACAACAGCAGCAGCAGCAGCAACAACAACAACAACAGCAGCAGUCCCCACCUAAGGGUAAACAUGCAAACCACACAGAACAUCUUCCGCCUGAAGGAUAUGCGCAACCCAACCCAGCUGUGUUAAUGGGAAACCCUAUUAGGGCAUUCACACCACCCUUGGGUGGCCCACCAGCUGCCAUGGGCAAGUCACCCAGUCCUGUUCAGAGGAUAGAUCCUCAUACAGGCGCCAGCAUCCUCUACGUCCCCGCUGUGUACGGUGGCAACAUGGUCAUGUCUAUGCCCCUGACUUUGCCUUGGCCAGGUUACCAGAAUCGAUUCCCUGUAGACCCUCGCAUUAUGAACCACCCGGCGGCCAUGGCCUACAACUUCAAUCUGUUGCAGGCCCAAAAUCGAGGCUCCCCCAUCCCGUACAGUGGGAUGACCCACUCCUCUCAUCUAGGAAUGGGCCAGCCCAGCCCUGACAAGGAGCUGCAGGCGGACCCCAUCAGAAAUGGUAAAUUAGAAGGAUGUCCAAAGUCAGAACAGAGUCGUCUUCAGACACCAGAGAGGAAAAGCACCGACAUGAAGGAAAAGCAGGGAGAUUUGGACUCAGGCCAGAGCCGAAGUCUAGAUGCUCAGCCAGACGGACUCGUUGGCUUUCCCAAUUCGCUGCUCCAUCGAAAAGAUCCCCCAGCUGCUCAAAGACCUCUCAACUAUCACCUGGCACCACCCAACCCAGCUUUCCCUCCUCACCCUGCCAGUGGGCGGGCCUUCCCCCCACAGUAUCCGGUCUCUAGGCUUCCUUAUCGUGUCGGCCAGCCUCAACACCCGGGGAUGGCGCCACCGAGUCAGCAACAGCUCAGCCCUGCCUACACCGGAGGCAGCCACAACGCUUCCUUCUUCAUUGGCCCCAUGCCUUCUCACAGGGCUGUCCAAUCUCCCACUUUGGAUGGGCCCGAGCCUGCAGGGGUGGAAGACAUGAGUGGCUCCAUUCGGACUCCAAUGGGCCACCCGGGGGGUCAUCACCCUGGCCUGUCACAGCAUAACCGCGUCAACAGCUUUGCGGAGGACGGACAGGAUGGAGGCCUUGGAGAUGGUUUGGACCUGCAGGGCCCCCUGGCUUUGGAGGCCCUCAGCCAGCAGCAGCAGGCAGCCAGACUGGGCCAGUGGGGGGAGGCGGCAGGCCCUUUUCUCCAGGGAAGCGUUCCUUUCCCUCUUCCCCAGCAGCUUGCCCACCUUGGUCAACCUGGCAUGGCUCGCUUCCCCCCUCAGCUGCUCCGGCCAGCCAGUUGGGGCCUGAGUGCCAAUAUCGAGGAUGAAGCUGUCCCUUCUGCUUCCACUGGACCACCUUUCACCAGGUACCCCGGCCUUUUGAGAGAGCUUCCCCCACAUGAACAAAAUGAACCUAGGGAUGCAACUGAGAUGCAGCCCCCACCUCAAUCCCGUCUCCUUCAGUACCGUCAGUCCCAGUCCCGUGCCUCAGGUGACCCUUCAUCCUCUUUAGCCCCCACCCCGAAUCACGCUAGUUCAUUCCCAUCAGGACCCUACUCCCAUGAUGCAGGCCGCGAUCUCCUUAACGACAACCCUCUCAACAACCCAGCUCUGCAGCAGCAGCAUCCGGGAAACCCUCUGUAUAAUACUGGUAGCUACCCACAUCAGCAACCAACCCACUCUGCUGGCAACCCUUCAUCCCAGGUCAAAUACCUGCUGCAGGAAGCCCAGUGGCCUCAUGUUGGAGCUGCGUCAGUGAGCCCACCGCAGCAGAACCACCUGUUGGGAAACCAGGGCCACAGCCUUCCUUAUGGACUGCCCAUCAUGCCUCAUCCCAGCAGGCAGGAGCAGGUCCACCUGAUGCAACUUCACCAUCAGCACCAGCAGCAGCAACAGCAACAACAACAACAACAGCAGCACCACCAACACCACCAACAACAACAACAACAACCACCACCACUGCAUCCACAACAACAAAGUCAAGUUCCAGACCAUGAGAGCUACCACCCACUUCCCCCCCGAACAUCAGCAGCCACAGCCCUUCACAAUGUAGAUGAGUAUGAACCCAGAGGUCCAGGCCGGCCUCUCUAUCAGCGUCGCAUCUCUUCUAGCUACCCAGAUGAACCGUCUCUGGUCAACGCCCAUAAUGCCCAACAGCAACAGCCCUGUACGUCAGACAUCCAGGACCACCCCCAUCAGCACAUACAGCACCCACAUGCCCCCUACGGUUACCCCUCACACGACCUCUGGCCCAGCAACGGUGGGGGUCCCGGCUCGUUCCAGAACAUUCCAUGUAACGGAGCCGGUACACUCAGUCAGCACCGGGACCUUCUGGCUCCAAAGGCCCUACGUCAGUCGGAGGAGCAGGUGAAGGCUGAGGUCACAGCCGCACAGCAGACUCACCCACACUCCCUCAACUCCCUUCAGCAUCUUGGACAGUUUCCUCCUCUCAAGCCCAAAAACAAGCAGCAGCAGCAGCAACAACAGCAGCAGCAGCAACAACAACAACAGCAACAGCAGCAACAACAACAACAACAACAACAACAACCACCACCUCCCCCGCCGCCACCCCCACCCCCCCCGCCGCAGGCUCCCACGGAGGCUAGCCAGGGGGCUCCAAAUUUAAGCAAGCCACCAACCAUGUCCUAUGCCAGCGCCCUCCGUGCUCCACCCAAACCCCGAGCUGUUCGCCCUGAACAGGUCAAGAAGAACAGCGACCCUCUCUCCCUCUUACAAGAGCUGAGUAUAGGAAGUUCAAACGGUAGCAAUGGGUACUAUUCCUACUUUAAAUGAGUGUCACCCCUCCCAAAUAUUAAGUAAGUAAUGAAAUAUAAAACUAAACAAACAAAAAAAAGGUAAAACUUUCUAAAAACUCCACAAAAAAAAAUGGUGCAAAGUGCAUUUACAAAUUGUUUCUAUAGUAGUUUUUUCUGCCUUUUGUUUCAUUUUAACUUUUUAUUUGUUGCAGUCAUCUUUUUUCCUGUUUCACAUAUCUGUGACGAAAAUAAGUAUAUAUAUAAUAAAUGCAUUACUGGUAUAUAUACAUACAUAUUAUGUAUAUAUGAAUAUAUACUUAUAUAAUCUACACUUGUAUAUGUACGUAAUGCUAAAACAAAAGUUAUAAAAAAAAAUAAAAGAAUAAACAAAUUAAAAAAAAGAGUUUGGUUGACCACUAAGCUACCUGCAUAUUUUUCCUAAUUGAAGUUGGUUUUGUCGGUUACUAAAUAAGUAUGUUGACUAUUUUAUCAUUUUGUAUUCCUUAUGAGUGGACGUUACGUCUUGAUUUUUCAUUCUACUGUAGUUGUAACGGACAAAAGCUAAGUGGUCAACCGACACAAACUACAUGGAAAAGUGUAUAGAAGUAGAUCAAAUUUCCUCUAAUCUGUAAAUAUGAAGAAAAUAAAAGACUGAAUUGUAUGCCACA
Molecule: messenger RNA, 6955 nt
Organism: Pungitius pungitius (ninespine stickleback)
Lineage: Eukaryota; Metazoa; Chordata; Actinopteri; Perciformes; Gasterosteidae
Gene: helz
Product: helicase with zinc finger
Exons: 33
Coding region: 91-6324 (2077 amino acids)
Biological process (GO): regulatory ncRNA-mediated post-transcriptional gene silencing
Cellular component (GO): P granule; cytosol
Molecular function (GO): metal ion binding; helicase activity
Source: RefSeq, a predicted model, not a curated record